AUGUAUCUCUCCAAGGUUCUUCUCGUUACCGGUGCGGCCUUCGCCCCGUUCGCCUCUGCUGCGGUGCAGGCUGUACCUACAGAAACACCUGUGCCCGUCUCAAGCACGCAGGUCGCAUCCACGCCGCUGGCACCAACUCCGACCUCCAUCUCGUCCAGCCCCCUUCAUACAGCCAGCAGCAGUAUUGUCAUCAGCAGCAGCAGCAGUAGCGCCAGAUUUCAUCCCAGCUCUUCUGCUUCGCCAAGCCAUAUGGCAAGUUCUAGCCGUCGUGUCUCUAGCUCCGCCAUUUCCAGCUCCGCCAUUGCCAGCUCCUCAGCUUCUUUCACCAGGUCAUACAUCACCAAGGCAUCAGCUCGCCCGACCACCACGACAUCGACCGACGCGGACUCAAAAUCGAAGUCAAACUCUGGUUCGGACUCCGAAUCCGCUACUGCGGCUGCAGCAUCUGCUACUCACUCGGGCGCCGCCGCUCCGGUCGUCCAGCUUUCUGGAGGUAUGGCUGCUGGGGUCCUCGCUGCUGCAGGAUUUAUCAUGCUCUAA
Messenger RNA from Aspergillus luchuensis, 540 nucleotides. RefSeq names its product putative extracellular serine-rich protein. Bases 1 to 540 code for a protein of 179 amino acids. Lineage: Eukaryota; Fungi; Ascomycota; Eurotiomycetes; Eurotiales; Aspergillaceae. The transcript has a single exon. The record is from RefSeq and is a predicted model, not a curated record.